AUGCCAAAACGUAGAUACGACACGACAUCUGAUUCGGAAUACUCGGACAGCGACUUUGAGGCGACAGAAAUCAAGGGGCCCAAAAGGGCAAAGCGGACUUCGGCCUCCAAAAGUACCGGGACACGCAGCAAAGGUCCUGCCACCAAAGCAGAAGUGACGAUACGCGCGACUGACGCGCCCAUCCGGGACAAGACAGAAUCCCAGAAACGCCUGGAAGGGAUGGACGCUGCUGUGAUAGGACGUAUCAAGAAGGCUCUCGCGUUGGCUGCACAUCCGCAAACCGGGGAGGAUGAAGCGCGUGCGGCUCUGAGAAUGGCCUCCAAGAUGUUGGAGAGACACAACGUCACACAAGCCGAUAUCAUGUCGCAAGAGUCCGAAUCCGAGAAACUCAAGCGCGUCGUGUCUAUCCGGAAUGACGCUGGGACGCCCUUUCAACUGCCGGCUUGGACCUCCACCUUGUCCACAGCUAUGGACACCUUUUUCGAUUGCCAGUCAUACAGCACGAAAUUCACUGGCUCUCGACCCAAGGUAGAUUGGUCGUUCUAUGGUCUACAAGAGCAAACUGUCGCAGCCGCUCACGCAUUCGAAAUGACAUACAACCUUAUUCUUGCCUGGAGCCAGAAACCUGAAGCAGGCAAAGGGACACACGCAAAGAACUGCUACCGGUCCGGUGUUGCUUAUGGUCUAUAUAAAAUGGCUCAGCAGGAAAAGGCCGACGAAAAAUCCAGGGCAGUGAAAAAAGAGCAAGCCUUGCUCCAAGCUCGACAAGAAGCAGAGGCUGCGGAGACCAAGGCCAAGUUGGUGCGGUUGGAACAGCCCCAGAUCAAGGAAGAGGAUGGGGCCGUCAAAAUGGAACAGCAUGAGGAACGCAAAGUCAAAAUCGAAGAUGUCGACGACGAGGACGAUUUCAGGGACAGGAGACUCCCAUCAAAAUACGAGGAGAACGCUGAUGAAGAAGACAACUUUAAUGGUCCCGCGACAUUAGGUGAUAUGGCGCCAGAUUUUGAUGACAACGACGAUGUCGAUAAUCUGCUCGAUCUCGACGCAGAACGGCCUACCCUGAAACGAAGAGAGUCUCCAUCAGUGGAAGCCAAGGCCACCGUCAAGCCCGAAGCUGACGAGGAAUCGCCCUGGGCCUCCGUGAAUCAACUUGUCGCCUUUAGGGAAGCCACAGCUGCCAUUGGUGAUGACUAUCUGAAAUCUCAGGGGAUCAAGCUUGAGAAGGGACGGAAGUCGCGUCCUCUGGAGUUCAAGGAUGCUCAGGCGAGAUCACUGUACCAGAAGGGAAAGGAUGAUGCAAAGAAGAUCGAUGUCCGUCGCAAGCAGAUCAAAAACACAGAGAUGGACUAG
Messenger RNA from Mycena citricolor, 1350 nucleotides. The record is from the annotation of a GenBank genome assembly. NCBI's taxonomy places the organism in Eukaryota, Fungi, Basidiomycota, Agaricomycetes, Agaricales, Mycenaceae.